Mesocricetus auratus (golden hamster) is the source of this 1292-nucleotide messenger RNA. RefSeq names its product retinal homeobox protein Rx-B-like. Gene Ontology annotation, molecular function: DNA binding. NCBI's taxonomy places the organism in Eukaryota, Metazoa, Chordata, Mammalia, Rodentia, Cricetidae. Gene Ontology annotation, cellular component: nucleus. Gene Ontology annotation, biological process: regulation of transcription by RNA polymerase II. The transcript has 2 exons. The record is from RefSeq and is a predicted model, not a curated record. Bases 30 to 1292 code for a protein of 420 amino acids.
AAGCUUCUCUAGUCUAAGAAGAUCUCACAAUGGAACCAAAUUCCCAUGUGAUCACAGAAUCUCAUGUUACCCAUGGCUUCUCACUUCCACAUGGUCUAAAAAUGACUGGACGACAAUUUACAUUUCCAACUAACAUAUUCCCUAGCUAUUCAGUGAACCCAGUCCCCCACGGUUCUGCAAGUACCUCAUCGCCACAUUAUCCACAAGGUUUCCUAACUUCUCAAGUUCCGACAAAGUCACAAGAAACUUUCAACAAUACAAGGAGGCAACAGAAGCACAGAGUGUUCAUUGAGGAUCAAAAUCUGGUACUGCAAGAACAUUUUAAUAAAUGCAAAUUCCUGAAAAAGGAGGAAUGCAUGGAACUAGCCCAAAGAUUUGGCUUGGAUGAGCACCAUAUCAAGAUCUGGUUCAAGAACAGGCGCGCUAAAGUGAAUCAGAAAAAGGGCCAAGGACAACAUUUGAAUCUGGGUUGUGGAUCACAGGAGAUAUAUGCCUCCCCAACUGCAUCUGACCCUCAUGACCCAUCAAGCAGUGAAGAUUCCCCGUGCCACAACCAAUCAAGAAUCAGCUGGGCUCCGCAACAUAUCCCCUCAAGUAACUCUUUACAACAUGAACCUGAUUUCUCCACUGUUGAUCACAAGUUUGAGAAGAAAUAUUUCUGUAAUAGUUCAACUAGGGAGAUGCAGCAGAUGCCUGGGAAACUCAGUCACCAACCAGAUGGUAGGUGUGGACUUCCCAAAGGUUGUGUCCCUUUUGAAGGGUCAGCCAAGUCAGAAUCUAUGUGUGAGAAACCAUCAGCUGUCAGUUUUCAAAAUUUAUCCCUCCAUUUGAGUAUUGCCCAACACACGGAAUCCUUUUUGUCCAUGUGUCAGCGACAAUCACUUGUGACCACUCCACCUCAACUCAACCCCUUGAACAAUACACUAGACCAGACAUCGAUUUUCUCCAAAAUUGAUCGGGCCUGUGAGGCAAUUAACAAGAAGAGGAAGAGAUCCAUAGAAGAGGAUCAGCAGAGCAAGAAGGCUAGAGAUCAUUCAUGGAAGGGAGGCAUUGAUUCCAAUGCUAAGUCUUCCUGUCCAAAAGACACUGUCCUUCUCAUGGCCUCUGCUUGUGGGGAUUCCAGGUUACAGAGACAGUUAUGUGUCAGUUCUCAUCCAGCAGUGUGCCACUCCAAUACUUCACCAGACUCAGGGACCAUUCUUUCCAUGAUGGAGAGCACAUGCAGAGUUAACUCUCCUCCUCCACUCAAUCCAAGUGUUUUCCCAGUACCCGAAUUCUGUUUUCUCCAUUGA